AUGGUCGACGGCGAGCCUGAACUUAGACUGCAGAAUGCCCUGGCAAAUAGCCUGUCCCUCUAUCUACGGGCGCAUAAAGAUAAUCCCGUAGCCUGGCAAGAAUGGUCCCCGAAAACGCUAUCUCUCGCCAAGCGCUACCAGCGGCUUAUAUUCUUGAGUAUCGGCUACAAUGCAUGCCAUUGGUGUCACGUGAUGGAACGAGAGUCAUUUAGCUCUCCUGAGGUGGCUGAGAUUCUCAACAACUUCUUCAUUCCAAUCAAGCUAGAUCGGGAAUUGCGGCCGGAUCUAGACGACAUUUAUAUGAGUUAUGUCACAGCCACGACAGGUUCGGGCGGAUGGCCUUUAAAUGUCUUCCUGACACCAGAUCUCAAACCUGUCUUUGGCGGCACAUACUGGCCCGGGCCCGCCCCUACCACCAAUCUCAUGCCUGCCACUCCUCAUGACGAGGCUCCGGUCACAUUCGUCGGGAUCUUGAAGAAGAUGAAGGAGGUCUGGACCACACAGCGCGACAGAUGUCUCCAAUCAUCUUCGGAAAUUACGGACCAAUUACUGGCCUUUGCCGGUGAAGGCAUCCAUUCCCAUUCGAACAGCCAGGCUCGGGAAGCUGAACCUAGUGCGUCGGAUCCGCCCGAGCCACUGGACCUGGAUCUGCUGGACGACGCCCUGAGCCAUUUCAUCUCUCGCUACGACUCAACGCACGGGGGAUUUAGCCCAAGUCCGACAGCACCCAAGUUCCCGACGCCAUCAAACCUCACAUUUCUGCUUCGAAUCGGCGCAGCCAUCGCUCUACCUUCCACUCAUACGCGUUUCGGCUUCUUCAGUCCUGUCCCCGGAAUCCUAGGGAGAGAAUCUUGCCUCACCGCUGCGAGGAUGUCUUUACAUACUCUUCUUGCCAUGUCCAGGUCCGGGCUGAGGGAUCAAUUGGGCUAUGGCUUCCACCGGUACAGCGUCACGGCCGACUGGAAUCUUCCGCAUUUUGAGAAGAUGAUGUGCGACAAUGCCCAGUUGCUCGGCUGCUACUGCGAUGCCUGGGCGCUGGGCAGGGAUCCGGAGAUUUUGGGCACGAUCUACAACCUAGUCGAGUAUUUUACGAACCCUGAAUCCCCGAUUGUCCACCCAGAGGGUGGCUGGUACUCGAGCGAAGACGCAGACUCGCGCACCACCCUUUCAACCAUGAGCAAUGGAGCAAUGUCGGACGACAAGAAGGAAGGCGCUUUCUACGUGUGGACAUACAAAGAGUUCCAGUCCAUCCUCGGUGAACGGGACGCAGCCAUCCUGGCUCGCCACUUUGGCGUCAAACCGGAUGGCAACGUCCCCGCCCAGCAUGACAUGCAUGACGAAUUUCUGACCCAGAACGUGCUACACAUCCAUGCCACACCCUCCAUACUAGCAAAAGAGUUCGGUAUCCCGGAAGAAGAGAUCGUCCGCACCGUCAAGUCUGGUCGUGCAAAGCUACGCGAGCACCGUAAGACGAAACGCGAAAAGCCCGAGGUGGACACCAAAAUCGUUGCCGCGUGGAACGGACUUGCCAUCACGGCCCUCGCUCGUGCGGCAAAUACUCUUGCGACGAUCGACAAACACCGCGCCACAAGAUGUCAGGAAGCCGCUGAAAGGGCGGCAGCAUUCAUCCGAAAAGGCAUGUAUGACGAAUCUGCCGGGAAGCUGGUACGGAUGGCAGGUCCACCAGCCUCUCAGCUAAGUCCAGAUGCCGAUGACACCGCCAACAAAGCCUUUGUCGACGACUACGCGUACCUCGCCCUCGCAAAUCUCGCCCUCUACGAUCUCACCCUUUCCCAACCGUAUCUCGAUUGGGCUACUCGACUGCAAUCCUACUUGGAUGAACACUUCAUUGCCAACACCACUGGCGGAUACUUCCAAUGCCCCAUCCCCAGUGAUUCCUCUCCGUCUGAGCAAAUCAUCCGCCUCAAGCCCGGGACGGACAAUGCCCUCCCGUCACCCAAUGGCGUCAUCUGCACAAACCUGCUGUACCUUUCUUCUUACAUUCAAUCGCAACACCCUUCCCGAUUACAAUCCGAAUCAGCCACCUACCUAUCCAAAGCCCGCGCGAUAUUAGACGCCUUCGCCGUGGAAAUCAUCCAACAUCCUUUCCUCUACGUCACGCUCCUGGGCGCAACGGUCAUGGAACAAGUCGGCGUGAAAACAAUCAUUGCGCCCAUGACGGCAAAGGAGAGCGAGCUGCGGAGAGUGAAGGGGUGGGGGCGAACCGUUGUCCGGGGCAUCGUCUCAGAGGUAAUGAUCUGUACGAAAGAGGGAGGGUGCCGAGCACUGAGGAGAGAGGACCUGGAGGAUGUUGAUGACUUGGAUGCUGAGGCUGAGGAGGAGAAAAGCAAGGCGCUUGGGAAAGUAGACAGCGUGUCUUCGGUGGUGGAAUUGAGGAAGGCUCCUGUUGUUCCGGCUUCGGCGUGA
Messenger RNA from Cladophialophora psammophila CBS 110553, 2427 nucleotides. RefSeq lists its product as uncharacterized. NCBI's taxonomy places the organism in Eukaryota, Fungi, Ascomycota, Eurotiomycetes, Chaetothyriales, Herpotrichiellaceae. The record is from RefSeq and is a predicted model, not a curated record. The transcript has 3 exons. Gene Ontology annotation, biological process: carbohydrate metabolic process. The coding region runs from base 1 to 2427 and encodes 808 amino acids.